Daucus carota subsp. sativus is the source of this 1077-nucleotide messenger RNA. RefSeq names its product F-box/WD-40 repeat-containing protein 1-like. Bases 1 to 1077 code for a protein of 358 amino acids. The record is from RefSeq and is a predicted model, not a curated record. The transcript has 2 exons. Gene Ontology annotation, molecular function: protein binding. Lineage: Eukaryota; Viridiplantae; Streptophyta; Magnoliopsida; Apiales; Apiaceae.
AUGGCGAGUAAAAGAUGUAAUAAUUAUUUAUCCGAAGAGAUGGUGUUCCUCAUACUUUCAUACCUUCCUGUAAUAUCACUUCUACGCUGCAAAUCAGUCUGCAAAACCUUGCUAUCCAUCAUAAAUAGCCCACAGUUUGUUGAAGCCCACCUUGCUAAUUCCAAAAACAAACAAGCAUCUGUGCUCAAAGCCUCUCAUGAUUGGAGGGUUCUCUCCAUGGACACUGUGGAAGAAUCAGUUCAGCUUAAACAGCAAUCAUGUCUUGAGGGUGAGGUUCGUUUCAUGCGUUCUUGUAAUGGUCUUGUUUGUCUUUCUAAUGAGUGUUGUGAUAGUAUAUGUAUUCGGAAUCCAUGUACUAGACAGUAUAAGAUGCUCUCUGUCCCCAACUAUGCAAAUCGUUUCUUCACUUGUCUAGGGUUUGGGUUUGAUUCUGUUGGAAACGACUACAAGAUUCUUAGGCUUGUAAAAAAGGUUGACAAUGACCUACGAGGUUUUGUAGUUCGCAUCUAUAAACCAGAAGCAUUUUUGUAUUCUGCAAAGGCUGAUAUUUGGAAAAAGAUUCAUAUUCCAGAUACUAUUAAAAGAUCUUUUUGGUAUUCGUUGAAGAGAUUCUGUGACCCUGAUAUUAGUGGGAAGUUGUAUUUGGAAGGGGAGGCUGAGCUAUUACCGUUUGAUUUGCGGAAUGAUGUGUUUGGGGAAAUUGUAGUGUUACCGUUUCCCAUUUACGGGCAACAGAAAAGGAUACAGAAGUCUGAAAUUUUGGAUUUUGAAGGUUCUCUCGCUAUGGUAUAUGAAUCUGCCGGGGAUGGAUCAGUUCUUGGUCUUUGGAUGUUAGAUGAUGUUGGCUUGUGGAUUAAAAAGUUCAAUCUUGAAACGGAUCUGGAGUUGAAUAAGAUGUAUCUUUAUUUGGGGUCAUUUAAGGGAAAGGAAGAGUCGAUCAUAUCUGUGGCAAAUGUGUUUAUAACAGGAUCAGCUUGUUUGUUUUGUAUGUUUGUACAUGUAGAGGCACAAGGGGAUUAUUCUAAAUCCUUGUCAUUGAGUACUAAGUACACAGUACACACUGCUAAUUGGUUGUAA